AUGGCGGCGAUGGCCGUCCCCUGCCGCGUCUCCAAAGAGUUUCAAGCGCUGGAAAAAUCUGAGCCGCUGCUGCAGGAGAAUAGCCGGAGAUGGGUCAUGCUGCCGAUCAAAUAUCCCAAAGUCUAUGAGAUGUACAAAAAGCACGUGGCCUCCUUCUGGACCGCAGAGGAGAUCGACCUCGCGCACGAUAUGGCAGACUGGCAGAAGUUGUCGGAGAAUGAGCAGCAUUUCAUCAAGCACGUCCUAGCCUUCUUCGCAGCAUCGGAUGGCAUCGUCUUGGAGAAUUUGGCGACCAACUUUAGUGCAGAGGUGCAAAUUCCCGAAGUGAGAGCUUUCUAUGGAUUUCAGAUGGCCAUGGAGAACAUUCAUUCUGAAACGUACUCCCUGCUGAUCGAUCGCUACAUCCAAGACCCUGUGGAAAAGGAUUGCGUCUUCAAUGCAGUUGUCACCAUGCCAGCAGUGGAAGAGAAAGCCAAAUGGGCGGUGCAAUGGAUGAGCCAAGAUUGUAGUUUUGCUGAACGUAUCGUGGCCUUUGCAGCAGUGGAGGGAAUCCUCUUCAGCGGUUCCUUUUGCGCCAUCUAUUGGUUGAAGAAGCGCGGCUUGAUGCCCGGGCUUUGCUACUCAAAUGAGCUCAUCUCCAGGGACGAGGGUCUGCAUGCGGAUUUCGCCUGCCUCAUCUACAGCAUGCUGCAGCGCCGGUUGCCCGACGAGGUGGUCCAUGCCAUCAUCCGAGGGGCGGUGCAGGCGGAGCGGAAGUUCAUUUGCGAAGCCCUUCCGUGCAACUUGCUGGGCAUGAACUCGGUACUGAUGGCGCAGUACAUCGAAUUUGUGGCGGAUCGGCUCUUGGUUUCCUUGAACCAUCCCAAGAUCUUUCACAGUUCGAAUCCAUUCGACUGGAUGGAGAUGAUCAGUCUGCAAGGGAAGACCAACUUCUUCGAAAAACGUGUGGGGGAAUAUCAGAAAGCUGGCGUCAUGGCCACCAUGAACAGCAUCAACACUGACACAACUGUGCCGGAGACGGAGAAGCACCACGCGUUUUGCAAAGCUGUCAAGCGACGCCCGAAGGAUGCUGAUACUUCGGCUAUGAGGCGUCCCAAGCCCGAAGCCGCCGCAUUUCCUCCAUCACAGCCGCUGCCUACCAAGGAGGCUGCCAAAGCAGGUGGGCUGAGGUCAAAGAAUCCCACUCUUCUGCAGCCCAAAGCCGCGGCCAACGCAGCAGCCCUGAGGGAGCAGAUCCGCUCCAAAGUGAUCGAACGCCACUGCUUGCAGCAGAUUGCAGCAACACAGGAGCCGGCCGCUCCUCUUCCGACCCAGGAGAAGUUGGAGACUUCGAAGCAGGUGGAAGAGGUGAAGAAAAAUGGCCCCAAGAGGAAGGGCAAGAAAGAUGCUGAGGUCCGGAAGAAGAAGGAGGUGGAAGUCUCAGUUUCCACAGGUGCCAAGAAGGCCGACAUGAAGAAGAGUCGUGACCCCGACGUGGAGGCUGCUCUGCAGAAGUUGGCCAAGACCGCGCCGGUCAGCUCCGGACGCGUGAGCGGCCCGGAGCUGCUCCGGGAGGCACAAGAACUGCUCUCGCGUUUGGAAGCUGAAGAUUUCCUGCGGGAGUUGGAGACCGAAGAGGAGCGCGCCAAACGCGCGGCAGGCAAAAAGAAAGCCAAGAAGGCGCGCGCACGAGCGAAGGACAAGAAAGCGGAGCCAGAGAAAACUGCUCCCGUGGAGGCCUUCAGCAGCCCGCCAGCGCCGCAACCCUUGGAGGAAGUGUCCAGUGAAUCGGAGGUGGAGGAGAAGAUCACGGCGCUGGAAGACAAGAAUUCCAGCCCCUCGUCCGUGGAGGACAGCACGGAAGUGCAGUCCCUGGAUGACGACCGACUCUCCUCCGACUCGGAGCGCAGCUCAUCGAAGAAGGGUAGCGGUGCCUCGCCGCCCUGCACACCGCCGGAGCCCUCCAGCUGGAGCCAUGACAGCCAUGGCAGCCAGCGGCUUCGCUCCUGGGCGGAUGUGCAGGACGAGACCACCUGGAAUGACGUCGCGGAAGUCGUGCUUCCGACCCGACGCCGAAAUGGUGGUGUUGUGAACCUUCCGCAGCCGCAGGAGGUGAAACGCACGGCCAAGCCUGCCAAGGCCCCGGCGCCAGCUGCCCCCAACCGGGGACAGGCCCGGGCCCCGCAAGAAGCAGACAAGGGGGACAAGGCGUGGCGCGGCAAGGCGCCCUGGGCAAAGGAAGAGGCCCCACGCCAGCGGCCCUGCAACUAUGCAGAGGCGGCUGGGGGUCAUCGCCUCCCUGUGGAAGUACAAGAGUUGAUGAGCAGCAUGGGUAUCGCUGGCUCCCGCGAUGAUCUCAUCGCUUUUCUGAACGCCAACAGUUCCAAGGAAUGGCGCGCAUGGAAAGGCGAUCUGUCCUCCUACAGCAUGAAGGACCUAAGUGGCUUUGCCAGCGAGCUCUUGAAGCGCAUGGAGCAACCCGAGAUGCCCCGUGGAGCUGAUGGUUUCGACGGAGCUGUGGCUGGUGCGCAGAUUUUGGAAUGGGUGCGAGGAGGAAAGACGGAUUACAAGGAGACGUGGACAUCGUCAACAGACACACCUGAAGCACAGAGUCACUUACGCGCCGAGGCUCCGGAAUUUGUGCCAGCGGCAGAAUCGUCAGAGGUUGCACCAACCAUCAUGACCGUCGCAGUGCCUGCGGAGCUUCCGCCGGGCUGCCAAAUCGUGAUGGUACCCGUGCAGCUGGGACAGAUGCCGCAGAACAUGGUGUUUGAGGAGCAAAUGUCAUCAGAAAUGCCCGUGGCAAUCAUGCCGGGUCCUCCUUAUGGAGGGAUGCAGAUGAUGGCUAUGCCCUGUGAACUCCCAUCGAUGGAAUCGCCGGAAGCGCCUCAAACUCCAGUGGAAGCCACGGUUGAGGAGAAAACACCCGAGUACUGUGGCUAUAACACGGACGACGAGUGCGAAUCAAUUUUUGGAGACGCUGCCGAGAGCACCCUGAGACGUCAGAAGACGUUCUGAGGGACGCUGUUCACGCGUCUAGCGUCUCCAGUCCGCAUCGCGGUCACAGCCGUGCGAGUUGUUCAUUCGUUGGAACCGUUGGAGUUUGAGUCGAACUGAGCGAACUGAUUGUUUGAAUGGUUGGGAUAGUUGAGAUCCAGGAGAGUUGCCGUGCCAGCGCAACUCUAUGUUAGCCUUUGAUCUUUUGAAGCAGGCUUGCGCAUCAGGAGGAGUUACCAUGACAC
Cladocopium goreaui is the source of this 3221-nucleotide messenger RNA. The record is from the annotation of a GenBank genome assembly. Lineage: Eukaryota; Dinophyceae; Suessiales; Symbiodiniaceae.